Psylliodes chrysocephalus is the source of this 1704-nucleotide messenger RNA. The record is from the annotation of a GenBank genome assembly. NCBI's taxonomy places the organism in Eukaryota, Metazoa, Arthropoda, Insecta, Coleoptera, Chrysomelidae.
CUUUCUUUUAGGUUAGGGUUAGGCCAUUUUAUUAAUGUAAACGUUGACGUUUACAAUUAUUAUCUUAUCAAUAAAUAAAUAUUUAAAUUGUUGAUAACAAUGCUUAAUCUACUAUAUAAGUCUAGUUACGUUUUCGUACUAUUUUAUUAUGCAGUAAUUCCGUUGGGUUAUUUAACGAAGUGGUGGGUCACUGUUGAAAAAAUGAAGGGUAACAGCACAAUUUUGGUGACAGGGGGUUCGGGCUACGUAGGCUCUCACACCGUAGUCGAGCUACUAAAAAAUAACUAUACAGUGAUAGUCUUAGAUAAUUUAGUUAACAGCUACUCUGAUGGAGGUUGUAAGCCCGAAGCUUUGAAAAGGGUGGAAGAAAUAACAGGGGAAACUGUUACAUUUUAUAAUGUAGAUGUCAGUGACAGAGCUGCUUUGGAUAAAGUUUUUAAAAAUCAUAAAAUUGAUGCCGUAAUACAUUUUGCUGCCCUUAAAUCAGUAGGAGAAUCAGUAAGAAUACCUUUAAAGUACUACCAGAAUAAUGUAGGUGGAUCUGCAAUACUUUUAGAAGUUAUGGCCUGCAAUGGUGUGAAGAAUGUGGUAUUUUCUUCUUCUGCGACUGUUUAUGGUGACCCACAGUUCUUGCCAAUUACUGAAAGCCAUCCUACAGGACAAGGUUGCACCAAUCCUUAUGGAAAAUCUAAAUAUUUUGUGGAGGAAAUUAUGAAAGAUGUGUGCACUGCAGAUCCUGAUUGGAAAGUCAUUUUAUUAAGAUAUUUUAACCCAGUUGGUGCUCAUGAAUCUGGCCUCAUAGGAGAAGAUCCCUCAGGAAUUCCUAAUAAUUUAAUGCCUUAUAUUUCACAGGUAGCCGUAGGUCGUCGUGAAAAACUUCAAGUUUUUGGCUCAGAUUAUUCUACUCUAGAUGGAACAGGAGUCCGAGACUACAUUCAUAUUACAGAUCUCGCUAUUGGCCAUCUUAAAGCCUUAGAACGCAUGUACUCGCCAACUUUUAAAUCCUGGAAAGCCUACAACCUCGGCACAGGCCGUGGUUACUCUGUCUUAGAAAUAGUAAAAGCCUUUUCAGAGGCUUCCGGAAAACAGAUCAACUAUGAGAUUGUAGGCAGAAGAGAGGGUGAUAUCGCCUCUUGCUAUGCAGAUGCCACUUUGGCUAAGCAAGAGCUAAACUGGGUGGCUACCAGGGAUGUAAAAGAUAUGUGUAGAGAUACAUGGAAUUGGCAGAAGAAGAAUCCUAAAGGAUUCCAAAGUUCUUCUUGAAAAUUACUGUUUUUUGUUAUAAAAAAAAGGGCCGUAGAAAACCAGCUGUUUAACAGAAGCGUUUUUGCAAUCUAAAUGAAACAAAUAUUUAAAAAAAUAUUAUUUUUGUUUUAAUACUUAAUUUAUACCUGUGAAAUUAUGUCGAUGUUCCUUUUAAAGAUUAUCCAAUUAUGUGCAACAAAUUAUAUUUUAUUUAAAUAUUUAUUAUUGUAUAUUUCGUGUAAAUAUUUGGACAUGUUAAAUUAUUUUAUUUAUAAACAAAUACUUGGAGUUUUUUCAAAAUUGUUAGUUUUUUGAAAUUUAUCAACCCAACGUUUGAUUUAUUUCGAAGUGUAGAAAAAACUUCGACUAUGCGACAUUUUAAUUGUUGGAUUUAUAUAAAGAAUCAUGUUAUGUGUCCGAUCGUCAUACAAAUACAGAAUAUAAUUAUUUUUGUAUUGA